AUGAAGAUCUCUUUGAGUUUAAUUUUCACAUUAUGUUUAAUUUUCACGGUUGCUUUUGCUGCGCCAAUCGCGAGUAAAAACGAUAGUUUCGAAUUGCAUGGUGGCGGUGGCAAUGACCUUGACUGUCAUACACCUGAAGGUCAAAACAAAUUCAGAUGUAGAUGA
This is a messenger RNA of Funneliformis mosseae, 165 nucleotides long. NCBI's taxonomy places the organism in Eukaryota, Fungi, Glomeromycota, Glomeromycetes, Glomerales, Glomeraceae. The record is from the annotation of a GenBank genome assembly.